AUGUUUAAGAGGCUAGCUAAUCAUCAAAAUCCCUUUGCCUCGUUUCGGUGCAGUUCAGUUGGCUUUCGGUAUGGCAGGGUCAAUCCGAAUACAAAGAGGAACUUUUCUCUUUUUCAAAACGUAGCUGACACAUUCUUAACUCUGCAUGAAGUUUUACACAUACCUUGGAUAGUGCUUGUUCCCUUGAGCACUAUUACACUUAGAACCGUCGUGACGCUCCCGUUUAGUAUAUGGCAGCGUAAGAGAAUCUUGAAACAGCAAGAAUUAAGGAAACUGGUGCACCCAAUAACGCCAAUUGUUAAGCUUCGAUUAGCAGCUAUCACUAAUAAAAAGUCUAAAAUUGUUACCGAAAUAAAUUCCAACGGUUCUCUUCUGCCAUUGCCACUACAGAAUCCUGGUGUCUUGACACCGGAACAAAUUACACUCCUGGCAGUGAAGGAGACAAGAAAGAGACAAAAGAGAUUAUUUAAGAAAUAUAAUGUACCCUUAUGGAAGAAUGCACUAUUACCGAUUGUGCAAAUUCCUCUUUGGGUUACAAUCUCAAUGGGAAUCAGGACACUUACAGAGGCACAGUUAAUUGAGAGCUUUUACCCUUCUUGGAUUUCGUUGCUGAGUUUUGGUUCUUUUGAUCUCAGCACACCGUUAAUGGCAAUGCCCUUGCUGGCACCCAUCCUGGUAGGAACACUAGCGGUAUUAAACGUGGAAUUUAACGGCCGACUGAUGUUCAGUUCGAGUUUGUCAUCGCAGGGAAUAAAGACGGUUUCAAGGAAUUCUAACAGGGUCCAAGAAGCAAUGGCAAGCAUACUAAAUGUCUCGAGGCUCGGUUGCGUAGUUAUGUUAGCAAUGUCUUCACAGGCUCCAUUCCUUCUUUCGCUUUACUGGAUAUCAUCACAGCUGUACUCCCUCGUGCAGAAUAUCAUAUUGAACUGGAUAUAUCCUUACCAGCGAUGA
Molecule: messenger RNA, 951 nt
Organism: Saccharomyces mikatae IFO 1815
Lineage: Eukaryota; Fungi; Ascomycota; Saccharomycetes; Saccharomycetales; Saccharomycetaceae
Gene: COX18
Product: membrane insertase COX18
Exons: 1
Coding region: 1-951 (316 amino acids)
Biological process (GO): protein insertion into mitochondrial inner membrane from matrix; mitochondrial respiratory chain complex IV assembly
Cellular component (GO): mitochondrial inner membrane
Molecular function (GO): membrane insertase activity
Source: RefSeq, a predicted model, not a curated record